ACGCUGCGCCGUUUGGGAUUAGUCCUAGCAGCGACACUGCUCGAAGCGGAUCGCGUUUUAUUCCAGCGUUCAAUAAUGAAGAUUCUAGUUUGCUUGUUUGCGCUAGCCGCGGUGGUGGCUGCGCUACCACAGCGCCUCGAGCCCAUAAAGCUGAACCCUUCCAAGUUGGCACUGCUGCCAAAGCAGUGCGGCGUUGCCAAGUAUAACCCGCGUCCCGACGGGAUCAAGAGUCAGGCAUUCGAAUUCCCGUGGAUCGCCCUGGUGCUGUUCAACAAAACUCGUCGACCGGCUACCUGCUUUGGAACGUUAAUUAACCAGCGCUAUGUUUUAUCAGUUAUCGGCUGUGUGAGAAAGACGAAAAAAGAUCCUGACUUCAUUCGAUUGGGCGAGCAGUCUGCGUUGUCGAACCCCGAUUGCAGUGAUCUGAAACAACGGGAUGGUAUAGUACGGCAUGAAUGCGCUGGACCAGUGGUGGACAUUCCGAUAGAAUCCUACGUCGCGCAUCCGGAGUUCGAUCAGCCGAUGUACACAAAUGACCUCGCCCUAAUGAGGAUGUCCCGCGAGGUGCAAUACAACGACUACAUCCGGCCGAUUUGCCUUCCCACGACACCGGAACUGCUUAACAAUAUUCCGCGGGACCUAUUGAUGACCGCUUGGGAGCUGGAGAUGGACGUCCCCACGCACUACGUUGGCGAGCUGGAGAAGUACCAGAUCGAAAACGUGGAUUUGGAUUCGUGCCAGCGGGAGUACGAGAAGGCUGGCUUCACGCCGGACUUUGAGUACAAGCGGUUCUGCGCGGGCCAAAAAGGUCCGAACUACGUGUGCAGUCGAAUGGCAGGGGCACCGAUCGGUGCCGUGGUGGACGUCGAUGGGGUCCAGCGGCAUGUUCAGUUCGCGAUGGCCAAGUUUGCUCCGUUGAAUUGUACCGCGCGUCAUAUUGUGCCGAUCAUUUCGAUGCGCAUCACCGAGUACAUGGGAUGGAUAACGGACAACUUGGAGGCUUAAGAGGUUGGUUGAAGUGCUGAAUAAAUAUGCCGAUGCUGGAGCAACGAUGACAAACUGUUUUGUACGCUGUGUUGUUUGCUUAAGUUAUGAUAUUGCAAUAAAAGCUUUCGAUCUUUAUCUGGCCAUAAUGUGAACCGAA
Messenger RNA from Armigeres subalbatus, 1144 nucleotides. Its product is annotated as melanization protease 1-like. The transcript is spliced from 2 exons. NCBI's taxonomy places the organism in Eukaryota, Metazoa, Arthropoda, Insecta, Diptera, Culicidae. Gene Ontology annotation, molecular function: serine-type endopeptidase activity. Gene Ontology annotation, biological process: proteolysis. The record is from RefSeq and is a predicted model, not a curated record. The coding region runs from base 76 to 1005 and encodes 309 amino acids.